AUGCAGGAAAAGAAUUUUUUUGAAAUACCUAUAGAUAAUAAUAAUUUUCAAUCGUCACCGGCACCUAUUACGGCAGUUAUAUUUAGUAUUUUUACAAUUAUUGCUAUUAUCUUGAAUAUUAGCCUAUUUUGUUAUAUUAUUGCUCAAAGAUUGUAUCAAAAUUUUAUUUCAUCACAUUUUAUUGCUCAUUUAUGUAUUACAAAUUUAGUUUGCUUACUUAUUUUGAUGCCAUUAUUUUUGUACAGUGUCUUUACAGGACAAGGUGCCUUUGAAAAUGCUUCGUUUAUGUGUAAACUACAAAGUCUAUUAGCAUGCUCCGUUUGGACGGUUGUUCAAUUAAUGGUUCUUUGCAUUUCCGGAGUCCAUUUAUUAACAUUUGCUAGAAUUCACUAUGAGCAAUUAUUUGGUUUACCACCAAAUAUAUUAUGUGGUUUAUCAUGGUUGAUAUCUUUAUCACUUUCUUUACCAUGUGUAACAAAUUCUGAUGUUGUUAGGUAUGAUGAACAUUUAAGGCAAUGUAUCUGGGGAUCCACUGAUUCAGCAUACAAAUUUUUAACUUAUAUUUUAAUAUUUGGUUUAGUUAUUCCAUGUUCUCUUUCAUCAUAUGCUUAUAUAAGAGUUCUAGGAAUCUUAUAUCAUAGUCCUAUCGUAUUUCAAAGUAUUGGAUUAUACAAAUCUCGUUUUCUUGUAUAUGCAUUCUUAGCAAGUCCAUUUUAUACACUUCCAUUAUUUGUUGUCUCAAUGGUAGGAACAGAUAAAUUUUCUUCAACACCUUGGGUUCCAGUAUUUUCAACAUUUACAGCAUACUUUCAAUGUAUAAUUUCACCUCUUUUAUAUGGAAGUUCAUUAUUUCUUAUGAAGGAAGAAGAUAUGGCAUUAACAGCAAGAGCUCAUAAAGCAGGUCCAAAUAGUUAUCAACCUGUACAAUUACAGAUUCCUGGACAACAUCUCUAA
Messenger RNA from Strongyloides ratti, 954 nucleotides. Its product is annotated as G protein-coupled receptor, rhodopsin-like family and GPCR, rhodopsin-like, 7TM domain-containing protein. Gene Ontology annotation, molecular function: peptide binding; G protein-coupled receptor activity. Bases 1 to 954 code for a protein of 317 amino acids. Gene Ontology annotation, biological process: G protein-coupled receptor signaling pathway. Gene Ontology annotation, cellular component: neuron projection; membrane. The transcript is spliced from 3 exons. The record is from RefSeq and is a predicted model, not a curated record. NCBI's taxonomy places the organism in Eukaryota, Metazoa, Nematoda, Chromadorea, Rhabditida, Strongyloididae.